This is a messenger RNA of Cooperia oncophora, 381 nucleotides long. Lineage: Eukaryota; Metazoa; Nematoda; Chromadorea; Rhabditida; Trichostrongylidae. The record is from the annotation of a GenBank genome assembly.
AUGAAAGAUGCCAAGCGAUUCUUCGGCUCGAGGUCAAUGAAAUUAAAGUCGGAAGAAGUUACGAAAGCGAAAAACGAAGAAGAGGAAGCCAUCAGAGAAGCCGCUCUUGCUAGGAGUAAACAAAACCUCAUUGAACCACCAACGAUAUCUCAACUAAAAGUAUUACCUAAGGAUGAUAAGCCUCAAAAGUCCAAACAAGCAGCUAUAUUGUCUUCUGCUAUUAAACGGAAGUCAGCGAAUGACAAUGGUGAAAAUUCUGCUGAAAAAGUUAAACGUACCGAAGAUGUUGCGAACAGCACUCAACCACCUCAACCUGCAAUGUCAGCAAUGAGGGUUGUCGGGUCUAUACCGGGUAUUGGCAGUUACGACGCUUCCAGGUAA